Messenger RNA from Xyrichtys novacula (pearly razorfish), 338 nucleotides. Lineage: Eukaryota; Metazoa; Chordata; Actinopteri; Labriformes; Labridae. The record is from the annotation of a GenBank genome assembly.
AUGGCUCCAACAGAGGAUCAGGUGAAUAUGAGCAGAGGGUCAGGGGAAUAUGAGGGAGCGUCGAAUAGAAAUCAGGUCGCUGUGAAGAUUUCUCCAGGGCAGGGAUAACCCCGACAUACUGUGCUUGGCCCGGCUGCCUCUUCAGCCCGGGCUCUUUAGACGAAGAGCCCCGGGGACAGACACAAAUGUGAGUAACACAGAGGAUGGAGGCACACUUGAGGUCACCACCUUGGAGCUGCAGCGAAACGAGGAACCGCGGAUGCACAGCGACUCCUUGGGCCUGAAAUUCAAAGUGAGAAAGAGGAGGAGUAAUGAGACCAUCCUGGCCGGGUCCUCCU